AUGCCUCGUCGACCUAACAACCUUUUCACCACCAACAGCUCCCCUUCUUCGUACCCGCCGUCCUUUUCGUCCGCGAACGAAAAGGGCGGCAUUCCUAGUAAUCAGGCCCACUCUUCCUCCGUGAAACCUAAGCGAUUGAGCCAACUGUUUUCUACUUCGCCAAAGACCAGAUCAGACACCCACACCGCUGCUCAGGCCGCCCUGAUUGCCGCACGCGGGGGCUCUAUCAGCCAUCUAAGCACUCCUCAUAUUAGUUCGCCGUCGCUGUCCCUACCGACCAUCUCGCUUUCCACGGCGACUGCGGACAGCGCCAACAUGGAUGUGCCUCCAACCACUCUGUUUCAACCCGCUUCGCCGGGGGAAACACGUCGUCUGGCCAGACAACAUGCUCAGUUCGGGCCACUCGGGCAUCCUAGUCAUCGAUAUACCUCGAAGCACCAAGGGGGUGAAUUCCCCGAACCUAUCAUGGACGAGCCGCCAUACUACUACCUGCUUACGACCUACAUCAGUUACCUGAUCCUAAUCGCUUUCGGGCACGUGCGUGAUUUCUUUGGAAAACGAUUCAGAGAAGAAAACUAUACGCAUCUCAAACCUAAGAACGGAUAUGGCGCGUUGAACAGCGAUUUCGACAACUUCUACGUCCGCAGGCUCAAAUUACGUAUUAAUGAUUGUUUUGAGAGGCCCGUGACCGGGGUCCCCGGCCGAUAUAUUACCUUAAUCGAUCGGACGAGUGAUGACCACAAUCGUCAUUUUCGCCUGACCGGGACUUACACCGACACCUUGAAUAUGAGCUCAUAUAACUAUCUUGGCUUCGCACAGUCGGAGGGUCCCUGCGCUGAUGCCGUCGAGGACAUUAUUAAACGAUACGGGAUCAGCUCCGUCUCCACCAGGGCUGAUGCAGGUACCCAGGACCUCCAUAUUGAAGUGGAGGCCCUCGUAGCCAACUUUGUCGGGAAGGAAGCUUCCAUGGUGUUUUCCAUGGGCUUCGGAACCAAUGCUAGCGUGUUUUCUGCUUUGGUUUCGAAGGGCUGUCUGAUCAUUUCCGACGAAUUGAAUCACGCGUCAAUCCGUUUUGGUGCCCGUUUGUCAGGUGCUUCGAUCGAGAUCUUCAAACAUAACGAUGUCAAGGCCCUAGAGAAGAAAUUACGGGAGGUGAUUUCCCAAGGCCAGCCGCGAACUCACCGCCCCUGGAAGAAGAUCCUGGUCGUUGUUGAAGGGCUGUAUUCUAUGGAGGGGACCAUGUGCAAUCUUCCCGGCAUACUUGCCUUGAAGAAGAAAUAUAAGUUCAACAUUUUCGUCGACGAAGCCCACUCGAUAGGUGCCAUCGGGCCUAGAGGAAGAGGCGUCUGCGAUUAUUUUGGCGUAGAUACGAAAGAUGUCGAUAUCCUCAUGGGAACGCAUGACCAAAUCCUUUGGCGCCAAUGGUGGUUACAUUGCCGCGGAUAA
Messenger RNA from Histoplasma mississippiense, 1446 nucleotides. RefSeq lists its product as hypothetical. NCBI's taxonomy places the organism in Eukaryota, Fungi, Ascomycota, Eurotiomycetes, Onygenales, Ajellomycetaceae. Gene Ontology annotation, cellular component: serine palmitoyltransferase complex. The transcript has a single exon. The record is from RefSeq and is a predicted model, not a curated record. Gene Ontology annotation, molecular function: pyridoxal phosphate binding; serine C-palmitoyltransferase activity. The coding region runs from base 1 to 1446 and encodes 481 amino acids. Gene Ontology annotation, biological process: ceramide biosynthetic process; sphingosine biosynthetic process.